Molecule: messenger RNA, 2446 nt
Organism: Marasmius oreades (fairy-ring Marasmius)
Lineage: Eukaryota; Fungi; Basidiomycota; Agaricomycetes; Agaricales; Marasmiaceae
Exons: 6
Coding region: 230-2446 (738 amino acids)
Biological process (GO): double-strand break repair via nonhomologous end joining; protection from non-homologous end joining at telomere; interstrand cross-link repair
Molecular function (GO): damaged DNA binding; 5'-3' DNA exonuclease activity
Source: RefSeq, a predicted model, not a curated record
CCCGCCGUCAACCGACGAACGUCCUCAACGUUCGAUUUUAUUGAAAUUUUCUCCUCAAAACACAUCGCCUCGUCGACGUAUCGGUACUCAAUCAACUCCAAAAAUUAUAAAGGAAAAUCACGACCUGACACCUCAACCGAGUCACCAUUGACGGCCCCGACAAGAAAGUGAGACUCCUGACGGUCCUUGUUGCCAUUACCGGACAGCUAGGUUGCCAGCUGCAGUCUCGAUGGCGAAGAAGAAAGCUCCCUCUCCUCAAUCAAACACUCUCUUGACCUGGUUUGGUCAUGCCACUUCGACUCCCGGUCAACCAACGCUAUCAUCCCAGAAGCCCACACCGAGCAAACCGAAACGCCGCAAGACAUCCAACCUUGAUUCUAUUCCACCAGAUCCAGAAGAUAUCAUAAUUAUUCCUUCAGAUUCGGAUGAAGGAAUAGGCCCAGUCUGCGUCACCAAGAAAAGACGUACAUCGAACCAGUACGCUUCGGUUGAGUCCGGUUAUGGGCUACACUCUGUACGUCAGAAACCGAAAAAGACAACGACGGAUGCCAGCAUGAUGGAUGGUUGUAUGUUUACCUCGACGGUCACAGCGUCUGGUGCUUUCGGACCCCCUGAUGAAUCCAUUUUGCCCUCGACUCGACCGCUAAUCAACACGGUUCCACCAGGCCCAGUUGUCUUUUCCCUGACAGGUGAAGAUACAUCGUUUGGUUCCCCCUCGGAACUCUUGGGUGCCACUGCUACUCAUGUCACGAACUUGCCCACCAAUCCUGAAGCGGGUCCUUCCAAAUCGGUUCAAGAGUGCUCCUCGGACAAGGGGAUGUAUGAUAGCCGCAUCGACGAUGACUGGGUCAUGGGAGAUGACGAACGCAUGGAAGAUGACGACGAGGAUGAAGACACUGAUGAAAUCGAAUUCCUGGAAGAGCCACAAGUAAACUCGCCAUCGAUUCUCGAAAGUGCCUUGAAAUCAAACCUUCGGCCAUUAACUAGCCUUGUGGCUCCUCACCCUUGCGCUUCGGCUACUUCCAGCAGAAAGGAUGCGUAUUCCGUACUCAUGGCUUCCCAUAAAGAAAAUGAAGCUUGGAAAGAAGCGGAUUCAAUGGAAGAUCGUAGUCUCAAGCCCUUUAAAACUCAAAAAGGUGACAGACGAAAAGCACCGUUCUAUAAAGUGCUCCAGGGAAUGCCAAUAGCUGUCGAUGCGUUUCGAUAUGGGUCCAUACCUGGGGUGAAUGCAUAUUUUUUAACGCACGCCCAUUCAGACCAUUAUACAAACCUCUCAUCUUCCUGGAAAACUGGGCCGAUCUAUUGCUCAGAAGGAACCGCCAAUUUGAUAAAACAUAUGUUGAAAGUCGACCCUAAGUGGGUACAUCCGCUCCCUAUGGACGCUCCUUCCGUGAUUCCCAACACUGGAGGCGUUCAGGUCACGCUCAUCGAAGCGAACCACUGUCCUGGCUCCUGUCUUUUCUUCUUUGAAGGAAAACAGACCGUCAAUGCAGGGGACAGCAACUACAAGUCUGCUUUUGUUGGCUCAGACAGGACAUUUAGAUACCUUCAUUGUGGUGACUUCCGAGCGUCGCCACGACACGUCUUUCAUCCAGCUGUAAGAGGGAAGAGAAUAGACCAUGUAUACUUGGACACGACAUAUCUGGAUCCUAGAUACACGUUUCCUCCUCAACCUCUUGUCAUCUCAGCUUGCGCUGAACUUGCCAAGCGAAUUGCAGAAAACCGACCUUUGAACGACCCGAAGUCGACUUCGGCGAUGUCAAACUGGCUCAGUUCCAGUUCCAGUUCAGGGUUGAGGGAGAAGGAGAAGGGGAUAGAAGCGAAGGCAAAUAUAUUGAUGGUCGUAGGAACAUACUCUAUUGGCAAAGAACGCAUUGUCAAAGCCAUCGCCAAAGCCUUGGACAGCAAAGUGUAUUGCGAUAGUCGCAAAGCAGCCAUCCUUCGAUGUCAGGCCGACCUUGAACUGGACAACUUGUUAACUUCGAACCCCUUAGCCGCCAACGUCCAUUUAGUCCCGCUGGGCUUCAUCUCGUCUGAUAAAUUGGAACCCUAUUUAAACAAGUUCAAGGGUCACUUUACGAGGGUAGUAGGCUUUAGGCCUACAGGAUGGACGUACUCCCCACCUGCUGGUGAACAAGCCCCCACUGUGCGGUCCGUGAUUGCGCGCGUUCAGCAUAACAACUACACAUAUGUUGACCUCCAUCCCUCGCGCAACUCGACAUCGAAGUUUCAGGUGUAUCCCGUUCCUUAUUCGGAACACUCGUCCUUCUCUGAACUGACAUGUUUCGCGCUGUCAUUCGAGUGGACCAAGAUGAUCGCUACUGUAAAUGUGGGGAGCGAAACCUCGAGAGUAAAAAUGACUUGCUGGAUGAGUAAAUGGGAAGCGGAACGGAAACAACAAGGCAACAAUUACACUGUCCCCAAUCGGCAUACCGAUUAUUGGUAG